This is a messenger RNA of Amborella trichopoda, 789 nucleotides long. Lineage: Eukaryota; Viridiplantae; Streptophyta; Magnoliopsida; Amborellales; Amborellaceae. The record is from RefSeq and is a predicted model, not a curated record.
UACAAGGGCUUACCAUCUCUCAAGUUUCUCACUCUAAUGAGGGUGAGGCUUACUGACUCCAUAUUGGAGUCUCUAGUUUCAGGGAGUGGGCGGUUGGAGAAAUUAGUACUAUUUAACUGUGAUGGCCUUUCCCAUCUCAAAAUUCAUGCCUCCAGCCUUUCAUUUUUAUUUGUACAAGCCAAAUUUAGUGCCAUAAAUUUGAGUAAAAGUUCCAACUUGAAAGCGUUUGUCGUAGUUCUCCACAAAAGGGAUAAUGCCUUUGCUUCCAUGACCAACGUUCUGGAGGGUCUCCUUGGAUUAGAGGUGCUUUUCUUUUAUGAUUCUUUUAUGCAGUAUUUUUUCAGAGGAGAUGUUCCUGAGAGACUCUCUACCACUUACAAUUAUCUCAGGUUUUUAGUUCUGGUUUUAAAUACAAACAAGAUAAUGGAGGUUAAGGGCUUUGUUUGUCUUCUGAGAAGUUUCCCAAACUUGGAAUAUCUCACAAUUCAGGUUUAUUGCCAUAGACAGCUUGAAAGCCAAAGUGAUGGAUGCUUUUGUGAAAACAUGAAUUGUCAAUCUGGAUCUUGGUUGAGUUGCCUUAGAAGAGUGAAAAUAAGGCUGGGAGAGAUUCGGUUGGAAGAUAUGGAAUUAAUUAAGUUCUUGCUAUUGAACACCAAAGUGCUGGAUAAAUUCUUCAUUGAGACUAGCAAAGGCAUGGAUCAAGCCAUACAAUUAAGCCUCGAAAAGCAGUUGCUCUUGCUUCCGAAAGCUUCUUCUCGUGCCAAGAUCAUAUUAAAAAAUUCCUGUUAA